This is a messenger RNA of Psylliodes chrysocephalus, 970 nucleotides long. NCBI's taxonomy places the organism in Eukaryota, Metazoa, Arthropoda, Insecta, Coleoptera, Chrysomelidae. The record is from the annotation of a GenBank genome assembly.
AAUGUCUGAUGUCUGAACUCUAAACGUUCCAGUCCGAAAGUAAACGAAACAGAACGACACGUACAUUCACCGCUACGGCACAGCGAACACCAGCACAGCUAACGUAACAAACAAUAUCUAGCGUCAGUCAGAGUUUUAAUAAAUAUAUCAGUUAUUUUGUCAGUACCUAAUAAUGAAUUGCAGAAAGUUAAUUAAGUGCGUCCAAAAGAAUCCCGAGUUGUAUGAUUACUAUGAUAUCAAGUAUAGUAACCAACAAUAUAGAGAUAUCGCGUGGGCAAGAGUAAGUGAAGAAGUUAGGCAACCUGCACAGGUAUGCAAAAAGAAGUGGCUUUGCCUACGAGAUACGUACAGAAGAGUAUUAAGAAAACGAAAAGACAUGUUAAAGAGCGAUCCAUUAGCAAAACCACGAAAAUGGACAUACGAAGAUGAUAUUCACUUUCUUCUCCCUCAUUUUCAUGAAAAACCAACAAAAACGGACCAAAUAAAAGUCGAAGAUGUGGAAUUCGAAGAAAAUGACGUUCUAGAAGAUAAAUCUGAUUUCUUCGAAGAAGCGCCAGAUAAUUUUACAGUUACUCAUUUCGAAGACAACGAAACAAAGGGAAUGCAAUCGGUAUCUGAAGUCAAUUCCGAAAUUAAUACAAACGCUACGUUAAAAGAGGAUGUAACUAUGCAUCUUACAUCUGAAACAUUAGUAACUUUUUUAUUGAAAGAGUUGGAAGAUAAAACAAAAAUUAUCAAAGAAUUAGAAAACAAAUCAAAUAAUGGUGCUAAUAGCACCAAUGAAGAUUUUUUUGCUGCCAUUAGAAAAACUGUUAAUAAUUUCUCGAUGAUUAAUCAAAAUAUCGUGAAGUCUAAAAUUUUCUCUGCUGUUUCGGAAGUGGAAUUAAAAGAAUUGAAAGAAAAACAAAUAGUUGAUGUAAAAAAUGGGAUUCAGUGUGUUGAAUUUAUUGAUCAAGUUUAAUUUAAAUUU